AUGGCGGAGGAAGUAGCGUCGCCUUUGUUGGCACUGUUGCAGGAUCCCCAGCGUGCGCCGCUCAUCAAGCAAGGCGCAGAAGCGAAAGUGUACCGUGUUGAGCUUUAUACAAUUUCCUCCAGCAUCACGCUUCCCGACGCUGUAUCUACGAAGCAAGAAGAUUAUGCAUACCCCAUUCUGCUCAAGCACCGCUUCUUCAAAAAAUACCGCCAUCCGAUGCUCUCGGCAAGUAUCACCGCGACGCGCACAGUUUCUGAGGCUCGCUCACUUGUGCGAUGCGCACGCAGCGGCGUGCACGUCCCGCGCCUUGAGCUGGUUGACGAGACCCGCGGAAUCAUCGGCAUGGAAUGGAUCCAUGGCGUGAGUGUACGGCGCUUGCUGGGAGGUAUUCCAGAGGAAAGUGACUGUGAGGAUAUAACGCUUCUUUCUACGACUCCAGCACUGACAGAGGAACGUGCACAAGAAGUGAUGGACAAAAUUGGAGUCCAGCUCGCAGAAAUGCACUGCGCCGACGUAAUUCACGGCGACUUGACCACAAGCAAUAUGAUGCUUCGCGACCUGGACACUAGCAUUGUCCUCAUCGACUUUGGCCUUGCGUCUGUUUCUACAUUUUGGGAGGAUAAAGCGGUUGAUUUGUACGUCUUGGAACGGGCAUUUAUUUCGACACACCCCGAGUCACACACCCUUUUUCUGCGUAUCCUGGAUACCUAUGCAGCACGUACCACCCAAAUUACAAAACGCAAAGGGCACGAGCAAGGAGCAUGGCCACAUAUACGUUCCAAACUCGAAGAAGUGCGCCUCCGUGGCCGAAAACGAUCCAUGGUCGGGUAG
Molecule: messenger RNA, 831 nt
Organism: Malassezia vespertilionis
Lineage: Eukaryota; Fungi; Basidiomycota; Malasseziomycetes; Malasseziales; Malasseziaceae
Exons: 1
Coding region: 1-831 (276 amino acids)
Biological process (GO): protein phosphorylation
Cellular component (GO): nucleus; EKC/KEOPS complex; cytosol
Molecular function (GO): protein serine/threonine kinase activity; ATP binding
Source: RefSeq, a predicted model, not a curated record